Molecule: messenger RNA, 13937 nt
Organism: Coregonus sp. 'balchen'
Lineage: Eukaryota; Metazoa; Chordata; Actinopteri; Salmoniformes; Salmonidae
Source: the annotation of a GenBank genome assembly
AUGUCUAAUGGAGCUGACCUUCACGUGUAUGCGAAAGACCAAGUCAUGCGCUACUGUAUGUCCAUCUCAGGCAUCCACACGUUAAAAAAGCCACUUGUGUAAAGAAAUAAAAUACUAUGUUUCCAUCAUGUCUACACUUUUGUCAUGAGGAGCUGAAGAGUUCAAAUGAACCAUGUAAAAUGUGAAAUCAUUCAAAUUAUAUAAUAAAAUAGAAUGUAUUCCCAGCCCAAACACAAAAAGACAUGAAUACCUUACUUCAAGUAGGUGCAUAUUUCCUAUUAUCAUACAUUUACUCUACAUAAAAGGUUGAUCUUAAACUGUGAUCUUGGCUCAUCCGAGACUGACAUCUGCUUUUGUUGUCAGCUGCACGUUUUAUUACUCUUUAUUUUCAGGUGUAGGAUCUUAAUUUGAUGAACCUGUUGCUGGACAUCUUUCCUGCAAUGCAUAUUCUAUUUGAGGUUUAAAAAUGCUUCUGAAGUUUGUAAUUUCCACUUUGAAAUGUCAAACCUGAUGUUUCAAAAUGUAUCAAAAUGUUAAUUAAUUAUAAUUCACAUUUCCUGUUGCUGCAGGCUUAUUUUCCUGCUGUACCAAACUGGCUCAAAUUAAGAUGCUACAUGUAUAUUUACUCUUCAAACAGAACACCAUGAACUCACCAGAUGCGCCCAGAUGAAAAAGGGUCAACUGAAUGUGCUUGUAUACAGUAACUGGUCAGGUUAACCUCUAACAGGUUGACAUAUUUUUUUCAUAUAGAAUGUAGGCUAAAUAAUUAUAGAGACUAUUUUGGAGGGGGGGGGGGGGAUCCCUCUUUACAUAAAUCUAUAGUUUCAUUGCGUCACUCCCAAACAUUGUGUAAGGAUCAUGUUGGGGCAUGUGUUACACAAUGGUUUUGGCUACACUUUCGUAAGCACACUGGAAAUACUAGCUCCUCCCUUGGUAGAAGUGAAGUGAUCUGCUGUCGAAUAUAUAUAUAUAUAUAUAUAGUGAGGGAAAAAAUAUUUGAUCCCCUGCUGAUUUUUUACGUUUGUCCACUGACAAAUAAAUGUUCAGUCUAUAAUUUUAAUGGUAGGUUUAUUUGAACAGUGAGAGACAGAAUAACAACAAACAAAUCCAGAAAAACGCAUGUCAAAAAUGUUAUAAAUUGAUUUGCAUUUUAAUGAGGGAAAUAAGUAUUUGACCCCCUCUCAAUCAGAAAGAUUUCUGUCUCCCAGGUGUCUUUUAAACAGGUAACGAGCUGAGAUUAGGAGCACACUCUUAAAGGGAGUGCUCCUAAUCUCAGUUUGUUACCUGUAUAAAAGACACCUGUCCACAGAAGCAAUCAAUCAAUCAGAUUCCAAACUCUCCACCAUGGCCAUGACCAAACAGCUCUCCAAUGAUGUCAGGGACAAGAUUGUAGACCUACACAAGGCUGGAAUGGGCUACAAGACCAUCGCCAAGCAGCUUGGUGAGAAGGUGACAACAGUUGUUGCGAUUAUUCGCAAAUGGAAGAAACACAAAAGACCUGUCAGUCUCCCUUGGCCUGGGGCUCCAUGCAAGAUCUCACCUCAUGGAGUUGCAAUGAUCAUGAGAACGGUGAGGAAUCAGCCCAGAACUACACGGGAGGAUCUUGUCAAUGAUCUCAAGGCAGCUGGGACCAUAGUCACCAAGAAAACAAUUGGUAACACACUACACCGUGAAGGACUGAAAUCCUGCAGCACCCGCAAGGUCCCCCUGCUCAAGAAAGCACAUAUACAUGCCCGUCUGAAGUUUGCCAAUGAACAUCUGAAUGAUUCAGAGGAGAACUGGAUGAAAGUGUUGUGGUCAGAUGAGACCAAAAUCGAGCUCUUUGGCAUCAACUCAACUCGCCGUGUUUGGAGGAGGAGGAAUGACCUUAAUCCCAUAGAAAAUCUGUGGAGGGAGCUGAAGGUUCGAAUUGCCAAACGUCAGCCUCGAAACCUUAAUGACUUGGAGAAGAUCUGCAAAGAGGAGUGGAACAAAAUCCCUCCUGAGAUGUGUGCAAACCUGGUGGCCAACUACAAGAAACGUCUGACCUCUGUGAUUGCAAACAAGGGUUUUGCCACCAAGUACUAAGUCAUGUUUUGCAGAGGGGUCAAAUACUUAUUUCCCUCAUUAAAAUGCAAAUCAAUUCAUAACAUUUUUGACAUGCAUUUUUCUGGAUUUUUGUGUUGUUAUUCUGUCUCUCACUGUUCAAAUAAACCUACCAUUAAAAUUAUAGACUGAUCAUGUCUUUGUCAGUGGCCAAACGUACAAAAUCAGCAGGGGAUCAAAUACGUUUUUCCCUCACUGUAUAUAUACACACACACACACACACACACACACACACACAGAGAGAGUAAUGAGAGGUCACUCAUUAGCUUCCUAUACAUAAAUCUAUAUCAAGAUGUCUGUUGUUGCAAACACUGUCAAGACACAUGUGGAAGAGCCAAUGGAAUGCAACAAUAUUGCAGUAAUAAAGAAGAACGAGUUUCACUUAGUUCAAGUCAAGGGCACAUGGAAACGCAAAACUGGAAAUAAUUUCAUUAAAAACUUAAAGGGUUGAGUAUCAGCUGCCAAGAUGUGAGUAAAAACUUGUAUUAAAAUAUAAUUAAGGGAUGCAAUUGAUUCAAAUAAAUUAAAACGUUAUGCAAAAUAUAAGGUUUGUGCACAUUAUCAUCAUACAAAGGAUAAUGAUUUUAUACGGUUUAUACAUCUAAAUUAGUUUUCUUGAUAUUAGCAUUAUUUUUUAGACUCACUAGCUUGACUUUAAGUAAAAAAAAAAGAAGUAGCCUCCCACUGGGCAAAACUUUUUUGGGGAAAACUGAUUGGAUUUGCAAAAAAUCAUCAAUGUAAUGGAAUGUAAUAUUUUUUUUAAACCAACUUUUAACCUAAAUCCAAUGGCAUGGUGAAUUUUGGACGUUUGUGCCUAGAGGGCUUGCACAAGCCUUGGCUUGGCUUGAUUCGAUUCGGAAUGGCUCAUAGGAGCUCAUAGGAGCAGGAGACUAUCCCCUGUUUCUGUAGCGUGAGGCAUCUUGAUGUACAAGUACACCCCCUGGACAGGACACUAGUCUCCUUAAUACUGAGUGCCAAGCAGAGACUCAUCAGGUCCCAUUUUUACAGUAUUUGGUAUGACUAAGCCUGAGAUCCAGGGCCGGCACCAGAACUAAUCAGUUGGAUGGGCAUUUGAUUUCUACAGGCGGCCCGGUUUUUUUUCACGGGACUUCCUGUGUGCACCAAUUUUGUUCAUGGGUGUUAUAAUAAAGACCAUAGGCAGCUCGUGGGUUUCAAGUUUGGGGAAGCUUACAAUUUAUCCCAAUUUCUACCUAUCUGCGUGUCAGUUAUGAUUAUUUUUAUAUGCGCUUUUUCGUGGAACAGUUUCAUUUCAAUACUAAUGUCUUCAUUUCUCUAAAUGAUUGUUGCGUGGUUAAUCAUACAGAUAUUAAUUUAAAUGAUAAAAAUCUAUCAGUUAAAAUUCAACUGAUGCAAGAGCACCAGCCUUUGCCAUAUGGACACAUUGAUAGCCUACACCGUGAUCCAGUCGCGGUUAAAGAAAUUAGCGCAUGGAACUCAGAGCAGUAGGCCUAUAACUUCCAUCUUCAACUAAGUAAAAUACAUAGGCCUAAAGCCAACAAAUGAAAACAGUAGAAACUAUCCUGAUAAAAAUGCAGGUUCUUUCAAUUGCAUUAAUCUCUCUACUCCGCCUGUCUGCCUCCCUUUCUAUCUGUCUUGAUUUGAGCUCUAGCUAGUGAAGUGCAACAUUGAAUCAACUCAGCAGGUUGGCGUGCUGAGGCGCAUGCGCUCUCUCAAAGUUAUCAGGACAGAGAAACCACACACAUGCUCAUUGCUCACAUGGACCACUCCAAACAAAAGACAAUGAAAAAAUUGACAAAACUCCUAAAUGAUGGUUAUGAAAUUAACCAAAACUUGUUUCUCACAAGUGUAGCAGGUUGUGAACUCUAAACAACAUUUGCACUCCGAGAAUGAGAACGGCAAAUAACUGUAAUACAGGCAUUAACAUAGAUUAAUGUAACCAAAUGACGGAGAUUAACGGAACAUUUACUAAGAAUAUUUUCGCCAUACACCCCUCCCCUUCUUCUUGUCUCAACAUUUUAAAUUAUACUCAAGACACAUUAUCUUCACACAUUUAGAUUAUUUUCACUGACAGCCACAACUCAAUAAUUAGCUAGGCCUAUUGCCAUGCUCGCUGCCCAAAUUGCUGGCUUUCCAAAUAGGCAUAGGCCUAUGCACUUGUGAUAAUCCACAGCAAUUUAAAAAAAAGAAGCUAAUGAUCCUCUAUGGCUAAAUCAAGCUCGCUGGUAAAGUCUUUUGACUGGAGUAAUUAUAUAAUUUUGGCAAAACAUCCAUUUACUUUAGGGAAAGCCAGAAUCCGAACAGUGCUAACUUUCCGUUCUAAUUCACAUGUGGCUGAAAGCAGAGAUCUGUGUAUAAUGACGAGAUGCUCAUAUCUCCACCCUAACAAUGCAAGUCGUUGUCCCGAAGGUGGGAAUGCAGGCGAUAAGCUUAGGUCUGCAUAUUAUGCCCAUAGAAACGCAUUGGGUUUAUUCAGGACAGAGUUUGUCGAGAGCCCUCUCACUUGGCCUCUUCCUCUCUGCUGAAACUAACGAGCGAAACAGCGCUGCUCUGUCUUACUAUAUGUAGCCCAUGUAUAUGACAUGCCAAACUCCUUUUGUCCAGAUAGCAUCAGAUACAUUGUUUACACAGCUUUGUUCUCUAAACAUUUACUGUACAUACUGUACUGUACAUAAAUUACUCUGACAAAUACAUCACAUGUUCCAGCUAUGAGAGCACCACGGAGCAAGGCACCUCCUGGACAGUGGUCAGCCCUAUCGUCUUCACUUACAAGGUGACUGAGUCCCUGGGCCUGCUGGACCCCAGCAACGACACCCUGCUCCUGGGGCACAUUAGGGACCCCCAGCAGCUGGAGGCCCUGAGGAACAGCAUCAGCACCAAGCCCCUCAGGCGCUUCGUGGUCAUGGACCAGACCGUCUACAACCUCUACGGCUGCCAGCUCACAGACUACUUUGAGGCCCGUAAUGUUCUCUACAGGAUCCUGCCCCUGCCCACCACCGAGGAGAACAAGUCCAUGGAGCUUGUGAUGAGGAUCCUUGAGGAGGUGAUUAUGGUGAAGGUAUACAGUGAAUGAGUGAUUCUAAUGACACAUAUGUUAUAAUAAUAUGGAAUUCCAGUGGUGUAAAGUACUUCAGUAAAAAUACUUUAAAGUACUACUUAAGUCGUUUUUUGGGGGUAUCUGUACUUUAAUAUUGAUAUUUUUGACAACUUUUACUCCAUUACAUUCCUAAAGGAAAGAAUGUACUUUUUAUUCCAUACAUUUUCCAUGACACCCAAAAGUACUUGUUACAUAUCGAAUGCUUAGCAGGUCAGGAAAAUUGUCCAAUUCACACACUUAUCAAGAGAACAUCCCUGGUCCUCCCUACUGCCUCUGAUCUGGCGGACUCACUAAACACAAAUGCUUCGUUUGUAAAUGAUGUCCGAGUGUUGGAGCAUGCCCCUGGCUAUCUGUAAAUAAAAAUAACAAAAUACAUUUGUGCCAUCUGGUUUGCUUCAUAUAAACAAUGUGAAAUUAUUUAUAAUUUAGCAAUUACAUUUACUUUUGAUACUUAAGUAUAUUUAAAACCAAAUACUUUUACUCAAGUAGUAUUUUGCUGGGUGACUUACUAGAGUCAUUUUCUAUUAUGAUAUCUUUAAUUUUACUCAAAUAUGACAGUUGGGUACUUUUCACACCACUGGAAAAUUCACAGACUACUCUGUCAUGACAGAACUAUACCACUAGAUGAAGCUCUUGGAAGGACUGAUGAGACCUAUAAAUAACUGCAACUGGUGGGGUUAUAAUUUUGGUAUAUGGAUUUUCACCAUUGGAGAGGAACGUCGUAUUUGCGGCUAGGAACACACAUCUCUGUAUGUUCCUAGAGAUGCGGUAAUGAAGUCAACGGAACUCGACCAAAACAAUGGAAAUGAGUGGGGAAAAGACGCCUCCUACAUUUUGGCUAUUGUUUGUGUAUUUCACACUGUUGAUGUAAAAAUCGGAGUAUCCUGCUUGUAUGGAUGUCAACCCCAAUACAUGUUCAUGUCAUCGUCACCAAUCAACUGCAUUACAGUUAAAAACGACUUACUACCACCACCGAUAGCUGUAUGCUAGCGAUACUACGAACGGGAGUUAGCAAACUAGCAUUAGCAGUCACUUAUUCUAAACCUGAAAAGGGACAAAUUCUAAAUGUUAUGCAGCGAAAACAGCCAAAUAUAUUCAAAUCGGAAGUUAGUAACUACAUUGUGGGCAUGUUACAAUACAUCAAUCUUGACGAAUAUUCACUUUGUUAGAUCAGAUUUGUUGAAUGUGCGCCAAUCCGGCGUCAUAGAAAAUAGUCCCGCACCACCGUCUGCGUUCCAUGCAUUGACCUCUUAACCGCAUCUAAUUAGGCCUAUAUGUAGGUUAUUUCAUUCAAUUAAAAUUAAUAUAAAUGUUUCAUUUUAUAAAGCAAAAAUAGUGGAUUAUUAUGAGUGGACUAUUCAAGUGUCCUACCAUCUUUCCAGUUGAUCUUUCCCCGCGACAUUCUGCUGCAUCCUACAGGCAGCAACUAAGUUAACUAAAGUCAGCCCAGCCACAUUCAUUAUUUCGAGCUUCUGCAUUGCCAUCAUACUCAUAGCUAGUUCUGUGAGAAAAACCCAACAUACCUUUGGCAGCCUGCAUUGUGAAUUUCCACGGCGUUCGUAAGACAAAAUACACAACAAGUUGUCAAAUCUGUUUGCUCCCACGAAGGGCGACUGGCGAAGCAGCUGUCUAUCUAUAUACCUUAAAACCCGUUUCAGUUGUGUAAAUGGAUUUUGAUUGAUGGUUUACGAAACUCCCCGAAAUAAGCUGCUAGUUUUUCACACGGUAGUCCUGCCCACGUGUCCGUUGACCUAUAAGAUCUGUCUAUCCGUGUCAAACUUUUUGUGUAAACCUUUCGCAAAAAAGUGUUUUCUCCAUGAGGGUAUUUUUACUGACAUCACGUGGGCGCAAACCGUAUAACGCCGCUUUUCUCCUGUAGCCGAUGUCUAAUGGAGCUGACCUUCACGUGUAUGCGAAAGACCAAGUCAUGCGCUACUGUAUGUCCAUCUCAGGCAUCCACACGUUAAAAAAGCCACUUUGUGUAAAGAAAUAAAAUACUAUGUUUCCAUCAUGUCUACACUUUUGUCAUGAGGAGCUGAAGAGUUCAAAUGAACCAUUUAAAAUGUGAAAUAAUUCAAUUGAUAUAAUAAAAUAGAAUGUAUUCCCAGCCCAAACACAAAAAGACAUGAAUACCUUACUUCAAGUAGGUGCAUAUUUCCUAUUAUCAUACAUUUACUCUACAUAAAAGGUUGAUCUUAAACUGUGAUCUUGGCUCAUCCGAGACUGACAUCUGCUUUUGUUGUCAGCUGCACGUUUUAUUACUCUUUAUUUUCAGGUGUAGGAUCUUAAUUUGAUGAACCUGUUGCUGGACAUCUUUCCUGCAAUGCAUAUUCUAUUUGAGGUUUAAAAAUGCUUCUGAAGUUUGUAAUUUCCACUUUAAAAUGUCAAACCUGAUGUUUCAAAAUGUAUCAAAAUGUUAAUUAAUUAUAAUUCACAUAAUAAUUCACAUUUCCUGUUGCUGCAGGCUUAUUUUCCUGCUGUACCAAACUGGCUCAAAUUAAGAUGCUACAUGUAUAUUUACUCUUCAAACAGAACACCAUGAACUCACCAGAUGCGCCCAGAUGAAAAAGGGUCAACUGAAUGUGCUUGUAUACAGUAACUGGUCAGGUUAACCUCUAACAGGUUGACAUAUUUUUUUCAUAUAGAAUGUAGGCUAAAUAAUUAUAGAGACUAUUUUGGAGGGGGGGGGGGGGGGGGGGGGGGGGGGAUCCCUCUUUACAUAAAUCUAUAGUUUCAUUGCGUCACUCCCAAACAUUGUGUAAGGAUCAUGUUGGGGCAUGUGUUACACAAUGGUUUUGGCUACACUUUCGUAAGCACACUGGAAAUACUAGCUCCUCCCUUGGUAGAAGUGAAGUGAUCUGCUGUCGAGAAUAUAUAUAUAUAUAUAUAUACACAGAGAGUAAUGAGAGGUGAACAUUAUGCUCCAUUAGGUUACUUGACUCUGCAUCGGUCACUCAUUAGCUUCCAAUACAUAAAUCUAUAUCAAGAUGUCGCUUGUUGCAAACACUGGGAAGACACAUGUGGAAGAGCCACUGGAAUGCAACAAUAUUGCAGUAAUAAAGAAGAACGAGUUUCAAUUAGUUCAAGUCAAGGGCACAUGGAAACGCAAAACGGGAAAUAAUUUUAAUAAAAACUUAAAGGGUCGAGUAUCAGCUGCCAAGAUGUGAGUAAAAACUUAUAUUAAAAUAUAAUUAAGGGAUGCAAUUGAUUCAAAUAAAUUAAAACGGUAUGCAAAAUAUAAGGUUUGUGCACAUUAUCACGAUACAAAGGAUAAUGAUUGUAUAUCUAAAUUAGUUUUCUUUAUAUUAGCAUGCUUUUUUAGACCCACUAGCUUGACUUUAAGUAAAAAAAACUGGGAAAAAACUUCCAUGGAAAACUGAUUGGAUGUAAGGGAAUGUAGUAUUUUUUUUUAACCAACUUUUAACCAAAAUCCAAUGGCAUGGUGAAUUUUUUGGGGGAUUCAAGUUAGUUGACAACUAAACCAAAUGUACAUCAAAACUAGAUGUGUUGAACUGACGUUUGUGCCUAGAGGGCUUGCACAAGCCUUGGCUUGGCUUGAUUGGAUUCGGAAUGGCUCAUAGGAGCUCAUAGGAGCAGGAGACUAUCCCCUGUUUCUGUAGCGUGAGGCAUCUUGAUGUACAAGUACACCCCCUGAACAGGACACUAGUGUCAAAGUUGUGUCAAUUCAAAUCUGGUAUUAGGAACAAAAGAGGUCAACACGACUUCUAAGAUAUACUAGUUAUUUUAAUUAAUGCAAAAACCUUCAAUGGUAAAUAUGAUGUUUCGUAUAUACGGGCUCUUUGAAAUACCUCGCAGGGCACUUCAGAGAACUAAUCCAUUGUUCCAGGUUCAAUAUUCAAAUACUCUGACAGAGAGAGUUUCCCACCUCUCUGCUGGCCAAUCAGAGCAAAGACUUGAGCUUGGUUUAGACUUACUCAGCAAUCCGUUGAUGAACCCCUGUUGCCAGGCAUAAGUCCAUAUCAUAACAACCUGUCAUAGUGAGAAGAGCCAGCUCCCUUAGACACCAUUCCUACGUCCAAGGAAGGUUCACAGAUCACAAAGAACCAGUAUAUUCCAGUAUCUGGAGACACAAAUCCCUAUCUCAUCUUACCCCCCAAAACAGCUCUUCACAUCAAUCACAGCCUGCCAGGUGACACAACCUACAUUAGCCCAGUCAAGAAAGCAUUCUUUCUAAGUUAGUCAUCCCAUCAAUUAUAAAAAAUAAUACAUCUCUCACACUAGUCUCCUUAAAACUGAGUGCCAAGCAGAGACUCAUCAGGUCCCAUUUUUACAGUAUUUGGUAUGACUAAGCCUGAGAUCCAGGGCCGGCGCCAGAACGAAUCAGUUGGAUGGGCAUUUGAUUUCUAUAGGCGGCCCGGUUUUUUUCACGGGACUUCCGGUGUGCACGCGCUUGCACCAAUUUUGUUAGGGUGUUAUAAUAAAGACCAUAGGCAGCUCGUGGGUUUCAAGUUUGGGGAAGCUUACAAUUUAUCCCAAUUUCUACCUAUCUGCGUGCCAAUUAUUAUUAUUUUUAUAUGCGCUUUUUCGUGGAACAGUUUCAUUUCAAUAAUAACGUUUUCGAUUCUCAAAAUUAUUGUCACGUGGUUAAUCAUACAAAUAUUAUUUUCAAUGAUAAAAAUCUAUCAGUUAAAAUUCAACUAAUGCAAGAGCACCAGCCUUUGCCAUAUGGACACAUUGAUAGCCUACACCGUGAUCCAGUCGCGGUUAAAGAAAUUAGCGCAUGGAACUCAGAGCAGUAGACCUAUAACUUCCAUCUUCAACUAAGUAAAAUACAUAGGCCUAAAGCCAACAAAUGAAAACAGUAGAAACGAUCCUGAUAAAAAUGCAGGUUCUUUCAAUUGCAUUAAUCUCUCUACUCCGCCUGUCUGCCUCCCUUUCUAUCUGUCUUGAUUUGAGCUCUAGCUAGUGAAGUGCAACAUUGAAUCAACUCAGCAGGUUGGCGUGCUGAGGCGCAUGCGCUCUCUCAAAGUUAUCAGGACAGAGAAACCACACACAUGCUCAUUGCUCACAUGGACCACUCCAAACAAAAGACAAUGAAAAAAUUGACAAAACUCCUAAAUGAUGGUUAUGAAAUAAACCAAAACUUGUUUCUCACAAGUGUAGCAGGUUGUGAACUCUGUAAACAACAUUUGCACUCCGAGAAUGAGAACGGCAAAUAACUGUAAUACAUGCAUUAACAUAAAUUAAUGUAACCAAAUGACGGAGAUUAACGGAACAUUUACUAAGCAUAUUUUCGCCACAAACCCCUCCCCUUCUUCUUGUCUCAACAUUUUAAAUUAUACUCAAGACACAUUAUCUUCACACGUUUUAGAUGGUUUUCACUGACAGCCACAACUUAAUAAUCAGCUAGGCCUAUUGCCACGUUCGCUGCCCAAAUUGCUGGCUUUCCAAAUAGGCAUAGGCCUAUGCACUUGUGAUAAUCCACAGCAAUUUUUUAAAAAGAAGCUAAUGAUCCUCUAUGGCUAAGUCAAGCUCACUGGUAAAGUCUUUUGACUGGAGUAAUUAUAUAAUUUUGGCAAAACAUCCAUUUACUUUAGGGAAAGCCAGAAUCCGAACAGUGCACCCGCUAACUUUCCGUUCUAAUUCACAUGUGGCUGAAACCAGAGAUCUGUGUAUAAUGACGAGAUGCUCAUAUCUCCACCCUAACAAUGCAAGUCGUUGUCCCGAAGGUGGGAAUGCAGGCGAUAAGCUUAGGUCUGCAUAUUAUGCCCAUAGAAACGCAUUGGGUUUAUUCAGGACAGAUUUUGUCGAGAGAUCCCUCUCACUUGGCCUCUUCCUCUCUGCUGAAACUAACGAGCGAAACAGCGCCACUCUGUCUUACUAUAUGUAGCCCAUGUAUAUGACAUGCCAUACCCCUUUUGUCCAGAUAGCAUCAGAUACAUCGUCUACACAUACGGAGACAGAGGGGCGCUGUUUCGCUCGCUCGGAUGCUUUAUCUGAGAUUGUUGCGUCUUUCUGUCAGCGCGCGUCUUGGUCAAAUACAUUAUAAAUAUUUCGAUAUUUUAUUUGGACGGGCAGGCAAAGCCCUCCAGGACCCGCGUCAUUUAGCAGACGCUCUUAUCCAGAGCGACUUACAGUUAGUGAGUGCAUACAUUUUCAUACUGGUCCCCCGUGGGAAUCAAACCCACAACCCUGGCGUUGCAAGCACCAUGCUCUACCAACUGAGCUACACAGGACUGCAGAGAUUGAACUCCCAACCUUAGGACGGACACUCUUAACACAAGGCCAAAGAGUAGCUCAGUUGGUAGAGCAUGGCGCUUGCAAUGCCAGGGUUGUGGGGUCGAUUCACACGGGGGGCCUGUAUGAAAAUGUAUGCACUAACUGUAAAUUGCUCUAGAUUAGAGUGUCUGCUAAAUGACUAAAAUGUAAAAAAAUUUAGACAAUGGAUGAAAGUGAAAUAUUUAUUUCACCAUGUGAAUAGGUGGCAUAAUGAUGUUUAUCCAGCCAUCACAACACUAUCAUAGUCAUUUGCAAACACAUUCUUCCACUUUAUUUAGCUACCACCACAGAAAGUGAAAUGGUGUGAAGUUACAUUUACUCCCAGGCUUUGUUCUCUAAACAUUUACUGUACAUACUGUACUGUACAUAAAAUAAUCUGACAAAUACAUCACAUGUUCCAGCUAUGAGAGCACCACGGAGCAAGGCACCUCCUGGACAGUGGUCAGCCCUAUCGUCUUCACUUACAAGGUGACUGAGUCCCUGGGCCUGCUGGACCCCAGCAACGACACCCUGCUCCUGGGGCACAUUAGGGACCCCCAGCAGCUGGAGGCCCUGAGGAACAGCAUCAGCACCAAGCCCCUCAGGCGCUUCGUGGUCAUGGACCAGACCGUCUACAACCUCUACGGCUGCCAGCUCACAGACUACUUUGAGGCCCGUAAUGUUCUCUACAGGAUCCUGCCCCUGCCCACCACCGAGGAGAACAAGUCCAUGGAGCUUGUGAUGAGGAUCCUGGAGGAGGUCCAUAAGUUCUCCUUGGACAGACGCACAGAGCCCAUCAUCGCCAUCGGAGGAGGGGUCUGCCUGGAUGUUGUGGGCCUGGCGGCUUCCCUGUACAGGAGACGCACCCCCUACAUCCGUGUCCCGACCACCCUGCUCUCCUAUGUCGAUGCCAGCGUGGGGGCAAAGACUGGGGUGAACUUUGCCAACUGUAAAAAUAAGCUAGGUGGCUACAUACCCCCGGUGGCUGCUUUCCUAGACCGCUCCUUCCUUCAAACUGUUUCUCGAAGACACAUCUCCAAUGGGCUGGCCGAAAUGUUAAAGGUACAGUGGCAAUGCCUGAGAGCAACAGAGAUGGAUUGGAUAUAUGACUGUCCAUUAACUUAAGAUACAAUACUGUACUAUCUGACUGUAUACUGUAGAGAGCAAUAUACAGUACAUCAUCAGUCUUAGAGAAUAUGUUGAUGCUCAUUUAGCUCUGUAGAUCGGGUUUUAUGUACAGGUAUUCAAUGUAAAUGUGUGUUCUACAGAUGGCCUUGAUGAAACACAGAGGUCUCUUUGAGCUUCUGGAGACCAACGGCCGGUUCCUGUUGGACUCAAAGUUCCAGUCUGACAGUGGUCUUCAGGGGGACAACAAAGAUGCUGCCUCCGUGUCCACACGCAUGGCCAUAGAAACCAUGCUAGAGGAGUUGGCCCCCAACCUGUGGGAGGACGAUUUAGACAGACUGGUAGACUUUGGUCACCUUAUCAGCCCAGAGCUGGAAAUGGUACAGUACAACCAAUUAUGUACCGCUUCACUUUAAAUAACCACAAAGUCAAAUAGUUCCAUAAGCUACUAUAUGUAACCGGGUUUGAACCAAUAUGUCAUCAUGUCAUGUUUGUCACCUCUUGUUCCAUUUUGAGUGUAACUAUGUGUCAGAUGAGCAUGGUGUCAGGUUUACUCACAUCUGUUCAUGUUAGCUAGCGGCAAUAAACAGUGUGGCUAUGAUCAAUACUCCACUCUAAAGAGUUGUGCAUGGAUACAGUACUUAAUGCUGAACCUCUUGAUUGCAGAAGGUUCUCCCUUCCUUGCUGCACGGAGAGGCGGUGAACAUCGAUAUGUCCUACAUGGUGUACGUGGCCCGUGAGAGAGGCCUCAUGACGGAGGAGGAGAAGCUGCGGAUUAUAGGCUGCAUGGUGGGGCUGGAGCUGCCUGUGUGGCACCAGGACAUUAACAUGGCACUAGUGCAGCAGUCACUUUGCGAAAGGCUGAAACACUCUGGUGGGCUGGUCAGGAUGCCUCUACCCAUUGGCCUAGGGCACGCAGGUAAGGAGACAGACAUGUAUUUGUCAGCUAGAGUUCAGCACAUUAACAAAUAUUAAAAAUGCAUAUAUUUUCAAAGCUGGCAUUAACGAUAUCCUUUUUCUCUCCAUCUGCAGAGAUCUAUAAUGACACAGGUGAUGACACCCUGUACAGAGCGUUUGAGAAGUGGUGUGAUGAGCUGCGACCUCAGUGACCUGAACUAGUCCAAAUAUUUUGUAUUGCUAUAGAUUAUUUACUUUGAAUGAUUAAAAAUAUUAAAAUAAGGAUGUGGCAUUUCUGCUUGACACAUUGACACAGAUAUCUAGAAUGCUCAACAAUUGUUAAUUAAUGUAGGUGAUAUUUAGAAGGUCCUGUUGAUUGUUCAGGUUGACUUGAUUUGAUAGAAAAUGGCAAGCCCUGUAUUGUCCUAUUGAACAAUACCAGCACCUCACAGUUUUACUACAACAUUACAAAAAGGGGUUUAUCAAAACUUUAUGUAUUAUGACCUUGUAUUGUUAUUGAUGUUUUUGAUGUCUC